Molecule: messenger RNA, 10627 nt
Organism: Paramuricea clavata
Lineage: Eukaryota; Metazoa; Cnidaria; Anthozoa; Malacalcyonacea; Plexauridae
Source: the annotation of a GenBank genome assembly
CAUUGACAAAGGGGGUCAAAAGGUAAUUCUUACUGCGAACUACUCUGCUGGUUUGUCUGACUUCGCCUCAUUUCUGUCUUACAUAUUCAACAUGUCGUACGGUUUUCAACCGUUUCAAACACAGAAUCGAAGCCGGGUCGCAGUGGUAAAAACGAAAUUUUGCUUUCUUCGUUUAUUUUGUGCUGUUAAGUAAAGUUUAAGACGUUUAGCGCACUGUUUUAUACCAAUUAGUGAAUUAUGAUGAUAUAUAUGUAGACCGAAUGUUAACGUUGUGUUCAAGGGUAUUUCUUCUGUUCAGGUGACUGGAGGUAACAAAGGUGUUGGGUAUUCUGUCGUCAAAAAACUGUUGAAGAAAUUUCGUGGAGUCGUGUAUUUGACAGGUUGGUAGAGUUUAAGAAAAUGUUAAUUGGCCUGUAUGUGUAAAUUGCCCACGUCAACAAACCGUAAUUUCUUGCAAUAAAUACUCAGCCAUCUGACGCAGUAUUCUGACUCACGACGCGUGUUUUGCAGCGCAUAUUGAACUGUUAUGUUUGUACAAGGCAUUCUCGCUUGAAUACAUCUAAACACUUCAUCUUUUCCCAUUGUGUGCGUAAGAUCAGACUUUCAAUUUAAUUGAUAAAUUUCUGAUGACAGAUUUAUACGCAAAACGUUUUGAACUGUAAAUCACAUUAAAACUGUAUAUAAGCCCUGACUGCCUACGAUUUGCAAAUUGUAAUGAUAUCUAGAUAGUUGUAUAUGAUUGUUGUUUCUGUUGGGAAAAGUGUUUGGGGGGAACAUGCAGACGCUUGUAAUUACAUGAAGACUUGCAACAGAGAUAGUUGCAGGGUCAUUGCAGGGCGUCUUUCACAUGAAUGAAAGCAAACUGUGUUAUUUGCACAGUGUAUGUUUCUGCUUAAUAAAGUCGAAACAUGUCAAACUAACAGAUAGCUUGGUUUCGAUAACCAGUACAGAUAUAUGUAUAUAGUUCUUAGAGUUUUAGUAUUCCUUUAUACAACAAUAAUGCCCACCCAAAUAACGACAGUAUAACAAAGCCGUAAUAGACAGAGACAAUAGAUAAAGGCGUAAUACGAGGCGUGUCGUUUUCAAUGUUUAUUCCCUUCACGUAGCAUCAAUGCAGUCUUUGUACGACUGUAUGGUUUGCAAGGAGAACUGUUUUGAAAGUGUUAUGAUUAUUUCACAUUACGUCUGUUGUGUGCACGUAACAUGAGACGUUGUCACAUUUCAACAUAGCUGCAUUCGUGAAACACGCACAGGAAUCUCACGGCUUUACACUGUGUGCAACAUACCAUGAAGUUUUUACAUAUCAUCUGUCAACUGCAGAAUAGAGAGAAACGAUAACCUUGUAUAUCUAAUAAGACAGAGCGACAUAUCAUAGUGUUGUGACUAAAAAUUGGACAAUUUAACCUUAAAUAGAGAAAUUAUGACUGUUUAUGUUAAGAAUAUAGUUAAACCCUUAUUUCUCGUGUAAAUAAUAUUGUCAUUACAAUUUGCCGCCACUUCUCAAUUGUUUGCAUUUGUAAUAAUCACACUGUUCAUCAAAACAAACCAUGUUGCUCAGAGGAGAUCGUGCUGUUUCCUAACUUGUCAAUGAAACCAGCUCAUGUCGCCCCUCUCCAAUUGUUUGCAACCACAUACAUGCUAUACUGUUUGAUGGUCGCGAAAAAAUCAAGUUUUGCUUUAUAGCAAUGAUGUUGGAUUAAGCAGAUUUUCAUCAGUGUGCCUUGCAGAGUUUUUGUUUGAUAACAGAGCCAAUUAUAUACUUCUGUAUGUGUGUUUUAUAUAUUAACCACUUAUAGUGCACUAUAUUCGCUAACAUAAUUAAGCAUACAAACUUUAACAUGUAUUAACUGUGUAUAUAUGUGUAGAAACCAAUUUUGCGCAUACACAUGUAUCUAUUACAGUAGAGGUUGGUUGGUAUAUCUUGGCGUGCGUGACGGCUACUGCUGAGUAUCAAUGCACUGGGUCAUAAAUCACCAUUUAGAAAUUAAACUUUAGGUCAAAUGGUAUAUAACCCAUUGCGUACAACUGCACUGCAUCAAAAUUGAAUAUUGUUCUGUUAUAAUGAUAACAAAACAAUAUUCAAUUUUGAUGCAGUGCAGUUGUACGCAUACAGCAGUGCAUGUGUUUAGCAGUUUCCACACGUUUGUUACUCUUGCUCUUUUGUCUGGGUCAGCCGGUCAGGAUUAGAGUCAGCAAUCAUAAACAGCAAGACAAGACACUAUAGUUCUUGUAACACGAGUACAUUUGAUUUAACCAAAAUAUUUCAAUACUGCUGAAUACAGCAUGCAGAAUAUUUUGGCUGCAGAGCCUCGUUUUCGUGCACGUGACAUUAGUUAAGGCCUGAUUCCACGAGCGCUUUUUGUCGGCGAAAUAUUUCGCCUGUUUCUUUUGAAUUGCGACCACUCGAAUAAAUUAUUUCUACUUGAUUGCUCACAAUUCAAAAGAAACAGGCGAAAUAUUUCGCAUUUCGCUGACAAAAAGCGCUCGUGGAAUCAGGGCUUUAGAGAGACAGUUCGAGCAAGACAACGAACUACGAAGACGUACUUGACAAUUUUUGCCCGUCUGCACAUUAUCUUGCACAUACUGAACUUGGGGUCACUGCUGACUGCUCAACGUGUCUUGACCCUAAUCCUAAUUACUCAGCAAAACAUGAAGCUCUAUCCCAUCUUUGCUCUUGUGCCUUCGUUUAGAACAAAGUUCACGACGAAUUUUGUCAAAAUAUUUCUUUCUGAACGAAGGCAGGAUAUGGUUUUCAUUUCUCGAUGUUUUGUCUGGGUCAGCCUGAGGUCAGGGUGAGGAUCAUGUCAGAAACAGCAAGACAUGAAUCUUUAAAUAUAAACCUGUCUUCGUUGAACAAACAUUGCUGACCCCAACUCAAUAUGCGCAAGAUAAUGCGCAGAGGGCCAAACAAGGUCAAGUACGUACUUUCCGGAAGCGUGUAUUGUCUGCUUAUUGACAUGUAAUUCAAUACACAAUUCACAUUUUCAAAGAAAAAGUCUAUAUAUGGUCUGGAGAUAAAUAAAUAAAUAGAGAUGUAAAAUUCAUACAAAUUAAGAAGAUAUAGAUAGUUUAUAAGAAUUAAAACCUUAACUCCUUUUUCAACCGGAUUGUUUUCCUUUGGAACAAUCUUCCUGUUCAUCCUCGAAUGUACUUCAUACACAAUCGUUUUGCCCACUAUAUAUAGCUAUUUUUCCAAACUUAAAUCGACGUUUCAUGUAAAUAGAAUGCGUUCUUCUGCAUAGAGUGGGAUUUUAAAACUAUAAUUAUUACAGCUUGUACCAACAUAAUGGUAACUGCGAAGAAAGAUACACUUUUCAGUCAUCAUCACGAACAACUUGAGCGACUUAUAACAUGUCAAAAAAAGAACUAUGAAACGGCAAACAAAAUAACUAUAACUAUCUAGACAGAAUUUGUCUCUCACGUUUCUCCACAGAUUUUACUUCAACACAGAUCCUUUUAAGAGUGACUUUUUUCAAAUAUAGCUCGUCACGAGGAGAAAGGUUUGGCAGCAUGUGAACAUCUAAAGAAAGAAGGAUUACAUGCACCAAAGUUUUACCAACUAGAUAUUACUAACAGGGAACAGAUUAUGGAGUUUCGACAGCAUCUUCAGAAAACAUAUGGUGGCAUUGAUAUACUGGUUAACUAUGCUUCAGUACCUCACAAGGUAGAGAUAUCCUUCUAUAAUUCCUGGCUAUAAUUCCUUCUAUAAUUACUCGAGAGUAAAAGACCCGGAAAUAAGUUGAUGCUUUAUUUCCUUUCUGUCUCAGUCCAUUUCUUCUUUCAUUAUCUCACGGGCUUAAAAGUAACAAAGCACACAGCAGAGAUUUUUUUGUCAGCGAGGAAUUCAGGUAUUUCAGAGUUUCUACUGUAUAUCUUUAUCUGUUCUUUUCUGUAUCCAUGUGUUUUUACCUGCUCCCAAUCGUUCAUUUAAUUAGUCCUCCAGUUACAAGACAAGAUAAAACAAAACAUUUAUUAGCAACCAUGAAUUACAGUAGGUUAAAUUAGUUUCAUCGUUAUAUGGGUUCUAUCUGCCUGAUAUAAUAAUAAUUAAAAAGUGCUAAAUGAAUCAGCUAAACUCCUCGUCGUUCUUUAACACUAUUUUCUUUCGGGCAUUACGGGACGUCUUGCCACGUCUGCAGCCAAUCAUAUUGCGAGAUUCACCAAAACAAACACUUGCCAUAUUUAAACAUAGGCGUGUAGAGCUGAUACUUUCCGGGGCCAGUUUAAAGUUUGCCACGAAUUUGUUAAAAGUUUGCCCGUAUUUCUCUUAAACUUUCAAGACGAUUCGUUGUUGAACAGCAACACAGUACUCAAGUCAUUUUCCAUUUUUUUAAACCUUCAAGACGUCUACAGGAGAUGUCGAUGACGAAGAAGACGAACACGAAGGUGAGCACGAUGGUGAACAACAAGAUGGCGGCGAAGGAAAUGUUGAGAAGAAACCUGAGAGUGAAAAGAAAAAUGGACCCGAAGAAAAUACUGUGAAGCAAGAAAUACAAGUGAAGAUAGAAGUAAAAACAGACGUUGGAGAGAAAAAAGAACUAACUCAAGAGGAAAAGGUCGCAGACGAACGACGACGUUUGGCAGAAAGUUAUCGAAAGCACAAAAUUGAGAGUAAUCCACCAGAAGAAUACUGGGUACCGGUAAGGAAAUGUUUAUAAUACAAUCGGUUGUAUAAACCUUUAAGUACUUUUAUGUACUAGUUUUUGUAGGCUAGGGGGGUCCAGGGCCAUGCACGCUCUCCCGGAAAAAGUUUGAAAUCUAGAGUUCCUGAAAUGCGAUUUCAAGCAUUUUGGGGGUGCGAUUUUCGAAAGUAUAUCAUACCACCCCAUUUCUUCACGGAUUUAGACUUCCCAAGAGAAUAGUUUUAAUUGUGGCCGAAUUUGGGCGGUCGUCAUCAUGCCUUGCCUACGCCUCUACCGGUAAACAAGUAAAAAUAAUUCGUUGAUAUAUGUAUGUAAUCUGACAUAUUCUUCGACUAUCACGUGAUAUUAUCUUUUCCUACCACCCCUUGAGAAAUAUUUAAAGUUUACUGAUAUCAUUUCGUACUUUAUUUCAUGCACUAGCGCUGAAAUUAUAUUAUUUUUGUUUUGUUUAGAAAGUUGAAGUCGAUCCUGUUAUUGCGCAUGCUGAACUAACCAUGAAGACAAAUGUCAUCGGAACUUUAAACGUUAUCCACUGUUUUCUACCAUUAUUUCGAGCACACGGGAGGUAGGAAAGACGCUAAUAAUUUUCAUUUUUCCAGAAGAAAAUAUUUUAAAGAAAGCCUGAAACUUUUUUCCAAAUUAUUCCUGGGUCUCAGGAAUUUAGAAGUAGUUAGAGCUAUUAAUAGUAGUUUGUAUACAACUAUUUCAGUUAAGGUUGUCCACGAGCAAAGCGGAAAAGUCGAAUACGAGCGCGAAAGGUUGCUGGGGAUCGCUAAAAAUUUAAUGAGUUUCAAUGGUGUCAAGUAACGAAGUAAAUGUACUUCGUUACUGUACUUGAGUACUAUUUUUGAGAAGUGAUCAUGUAACAAAGUAAACUUUUUCUGGAGUCGUUUUAAGAAGUGACGUUUUACUUCGUUAUUUUUAUUUUGUGGCGAAGUAUUUCGUUACUUUCUAACUUUUGUUUAAUUUUACGUGAUUUAUUUCUGAUUUAUUUUAAUUUUGGGAUAGGUAAUAGGACCUCAACAUGCGUCUGGGAUCUUUCGUUUGUGGCUUACUUAUAAGUAUAAUUUAUUUAAUGGAUUUCUUAUAUCUUCAACGGGGUCUGCAAUAAUGGUCCUAAUAUUGUAUAUUAGGUGCAUGCACGCAUAUAAUGCGUGUGUUGUUUUGUGUCUUUUGUAUGUCAAUCCAUUGGAGAAGUCCCCCCCCCCCUUACACGCUACAGACAAUAGUACUUUUACUUUUUACUUUAAGUAGUUUUUUAAGGAUACUUUGUACUUUUUACUUAAGUACGUUUUGCCUCCAGUACUUUUUAUUCUUACUCAAGUCGUUUUAUUGUUCUACUUUUACUCAAGUACAAAUUCAAAGUAAUUUAGGCACCACUGAAUUGAGUUUUCAGAGCGAUUCCCAGCAGCCUUUCGCGCUCGUAUUCGCUUUUCCGCUUUGCUUGUGGACAACGCUGAAAACUUGCUGUUGCGCAGAUGAUGCUAAUUUGGCUGUAUUUUCCUGUAGCGCAUGCAAUUUCCCGCAAGUGACUAAUUGUAAGACAAGUAAACGUCACGCAAACCUGUAAUAUAUAUUAACCUACUUCUAGCAAAUAAAUUGUUCUUCACUCGGACUCUGCAUGUUGUGGGUAUGUUAGUCUAACAAGCAGUGUGAUCGGCGCGUUACAUUUGGUGAACACGCCCGAUAAAUCUAUAAAAUCAGAGAUGGUCACAGGAAUGCGCAACCGCAAAUUGAAAUCCACGCACGCUACAUCAGCGUAAGAAACGAUUUAAAUAAACUGGCGAGUUUUCUUUAUAAGGCACGAAAAACAGUUCAUGGGUACGAGGUCGCAGUCGAAAAAGAUAAAUCACGAUUCUUCCAACAAUACUUAUCCUUUGCCUUUGUAGGAUAAUAAAUAUUUCCUCCAGUCUUGGAGUGCUAUCUUCAAUCUCAAAUGAAGAACUAAGAGAAAAAUUUGCAAGUACAUAUCUUUUGGAGAGCGAAUUGAUGGAUAUUUUGAAAACGUACAUCACGUAAGUCAGUUGGAAAGUUAUUGGAUCAUAUUUAUAGGAAAUAGGCAGAGCACGGAAUGAACACAUGAGCCUAUUGGGCCGUGAAACGUUCAGCGAAAUAAAAUUUGAGAUAUACUUUUGGACCUAUAACGGCUUUGGUUACUAAAGGAAUAUGCCAAUAAAAAUUUAGUUUGUCUCAUUUGAAAUAACUUUUGAAGUUAUGGGCAAAACAUUUUUACAGCUUCUUCAAUAUUUCGACUGAAAUCAUCAUAUAAAAUCAAUAAGUUAUCCGCCAUCUUGGAUUAUUGUGGACAUGCAUGUUACGUCACAAGCAGGGUCACGCAUAUAUUUUACCCUGCAGAUAUGCAAUGGUCAUUAUGAGCCCAAAAUUAUACUUCAGUCACUACUUGAAAUACCAAAGUGACUGACAACAUUUUAAGCAUCUACUAAAUGUUAUUUGGAGACCCGAGAGUGGUUUUAUAUGCAUGCUAACCCUGCUUUUGACGUCACCAAAACCACCGUUAAUAAGAUCAAAAACUAACCUUUGAGUCAAAAUAAUUCAAGUAAGCAAGAUAUGAAAAAUUGGUAAUUGAAAGCAGUUUUAUGUGUGAUUUUUAAAGAUCAAAUGAAACAAACUUCAUUUUUAUUACCAUAUCAAGUAUAUUAACACGUAGUAUAUAUGUAUUUGAUUGAUAUUAAAUUAUUUUUCUACCGUAUUGUAGUGACGUCAAGAACGAUAAAACCGAAGAAAGGGGAUGGCCGAAAAACGGUAAGAUGACCGAGUAUAAUGACAUAUUUCUAUUGCAGGAUCGAUCAUUACAUCCUGCAAUUACAAUUUUAAUAAAAUAUAUGGCUGACCGACAUAACCACGUUAUUAAAGGUGCGAUAGUGCCAGACUCGUCCCCAGUCGUUAUUUGAAUUUAAAUUUAGCGUGAUAUUUUAUAGGGACGAAUAGCCCACUCUUGUAUUCAGCUAGCUAGUCUUCAGCCGCCUGACAAUUGCCUGAAUAUUGUUCAAUAUAGAAAAGAAAUGCUAAUAAAGACGAAUUAUAAAAUAAUAUAACAUCUACAAGUAUUUAUAUUGAAAAGCGACUGGGGACGAGUCUGCGGUACUGCAGUGUCCGUUCGCUCGUAGCAGCUUUGUUUACAUUUUUUGUAUCCAAAUAAUGAACGUUAUAAACGAAGUUGUCACAACUAUAUAUAUAUUAUCCUGCUUUCAGAGUAAAAUAAAUCAUCAAGGUAGCAUAAUUAGGCUUUGCUACAACAUAGAACCUAGUAAAACUGUUACAAUCUGGACUGUACCGCGGAAAAACGUCUGCGCAUGAGUGGGCACAAAAAACAAAUAUAGCACAUGGACACAAACACCGCGGAAAAACGUCUGCGCAUGCACCAAAUUAUGAAAAUAUGGCGGGGAAUUUGAAUAUCAAUUUCUAAAACAAAAACAUGCUUAUUAAUUGGUCAAAAAUUAGUAAAACAAACGAGAAAAUAUAGCAAAUGGGUAGACUAGACAUUAAUUGAAAGCGUCCUGGCAUUUAAAGUAUGGAAUGAAAUAUAAUUCAUGUAAAAAAUUGUUGAUUUUAACGCACACGACUUCGAAAAUUUUUGCAAAAUUAUUCAAAACAAAAAUUCAAACUCAAAAGUUAAGAAAACUCUCGAAAAGUUAAGCUUCUUAACCCACUCAAAUUGUAGAAUAAAUCCUAAAGUUUAAUUAUUGUGAACACGCAAAUUUUUUAUAUUUGGCAACACAGUUUUUUUUAAAGAAAUGUAUCUCAAACGAAAAUUCGGAAAUUGUCAUUGCUUAGUUGAUAAACAAAAUGUUUCAGACGAUAAAUUUGUCAACAAUCACCUUUAGUUCAUGUUCUUGUACAAUACAAUUUCUUGAACCUUCUGGCUGUAUUUAUUCCUAGUUUUUAGAAUGACAUGUUUAUUUUUGCACUCGAAAUGUGGCUGUAAAGACGCACAAUGAAGUCACUCCUUUUUACCGCCAUUUUGAGCCUUCGGAAACAUUCGGAACAGCUUCUCAUCAAGUUCGCAAUACUAUUACAGGUAAGGUUGACGCAUGCGCAGACGUUUUUCCGCGGUGUUCUCAAAGAGUGGAGGUUCAAUCCAAGCUUCCCUCGAGUGUCAAUGCUGUUUUCGAAGAGUUGGAGGGUGAGUAUAGGCACAUCGUAAGGUACGACACUUCCUCCAACUAUUUAAAAACAGCAUUGAGUGUGAGUGAGCUUUUAGAAUACAGGCGUUAGAGUCAAAACUCCCAGUCAUGGUAGUAUUAUUGGUAUAGUAGUUAAUUUUACUGGAGAAAAUGUUAAAUGCAUGAGGUCAUAAAGGACUGAGCCGACUAUGAUUCCUAAUUGCUUUCGCUUUUUUUCAUGCAGACAUUUUCCAGGCAAAUUUCAAAUAAUUUUUGCGCUUUGCGGUCCUGGGUACACAAAAAAGUAAUAAUGGAAUUCUCUGCGUAGUUCUGAGUUUUUCCUUGUUAUGUUUCACUGUGCUUACACGUUUCUUGCUGUUUCCAGUGUGGGUAUUGUCAAAACUAGCAAUGAAUUUAAUGACAAGAAUAUUGGCGCGAGAUCACAAAUAUGACGAAAGGAAAGACCUUCUCAUUACUUCGGUAAGUACAACUGAUCUCUUAUGGACAACUGAAUCACAGCAAGCUGGUAUUUGGCAGAUUUGCACAGUAAUGCAAAUUCUAUAUAAGAUGAGGACGGUAUACAAUUUUCAGUUAAUGCAGUUUUCCCAGUUUAACGCGAAACCAAAGAGCGGAAUUUUAGGCUUGUUUUCAUUUGGUCAUGAUUGUCGUAAUCCCAAGGUUGCUUGCGUAUUCGUAAUACAGUGUCCAUUGAAAUCGAUAGAUUCCACAAACUAAUUCACAAUGGCGAUCGUGAAUUGUCCAAGACAGCGACGACUAACCAGGCAUUAUUCUACUAUUAUUAUAUCAGAUAUAGUGAUAUUCACUGACCUAAUGAGGCUAGAAUAUUAACUGAUCACCGUUUAAAUUUUCAGUGUUGCCCAGAUCUCUCAGAAGAUUUAACUCCACUGACCGCUGACCAAGGUACGUGGAUGCUAUAGUUGCCAGAUCGUAGAGCUUCGUAGACUUUCGCAACGUUCACAUUCUAUGCUUAUAUUUUUUAACUGACAAGAACUAAUACCCUGCAAGGCUCUAUAUAAUAACACGAUCAUUACUACCAUAUUGUAGGCGCAGAAACUCCUCUUUAUUUGGCACUUUUGUCAAAAGGCGAGAAGAACUUACAUGGCAAGAUCUUUAAAGACAAGAAAAUAAUGGAAUGGGAAUGAAAAUUGUGUUGCGUAACGAGUAACGACUUAGUAAGCUGUCGAUUUUUUACCAAUAAAUGAGUAGAUACAGUAAUGGAUUGGGUUUUUAUUGUGAGACAAAUGAGCCCAAGACCAAUAUUUUACUGAAAUAGGUAGUGUACAAACAAUUAGGAACAUUUUCGAGAUAUAAUCAUAAAAUACUAUACAGUAGGCGAUAUGUUGUUUUCUUUUGUAAGUUGUAACGUAUUUUCUUGAAAAUAUACUGUCGUAUAGACUAUGUUUACCCAGAGCAGUAGCUGUUUGGUUGUUUUUAAAAUUUGAAUGCGUUGCUUUAUAUUGCCAGUACAGUACAGCCAGUAGAACAUUUCCUUUUUGGGUUUUUCUACAGGCAAAAUUAGGAACAGUUUUUAAAAUAGAUGUGUUGUUAGAAUGCACACUUUUUUGGAAUAACAUUAGUUCUCUAUUAGCAUCGUAAUCGUAUAUGACACUCGCAUGUUAUAUAUAUCUUAAAAAUAUAAUUGAUCAUUUUUAAUUACUAAUUAUUCAUUUAUCUUCAGAUUGUGAUUCAUUAAAAAACACAUUCAUGGUAUUCUGAAAGACUGUUUCGGCCAAUUCAGAAAUUUCCAGCUCCUUGACAGCAGCAAGAACUUCUAAAACUUGACUACAAAAAUAAAAAAAAGAAAAGAUGCAUUAUUCAUAAGAAAAUUUUAAUUCUUGC